AUGGCCUCCCAAGGAGGCCUCACGCGAAGGCGUGGUGCCGGAGGGGCCACGUCGCCCAACGGAGACGACGAGUCCUCGAGCCGGGUCACUUCCCCUGUCCCCAAACCAUACAACGACCGUUCUCCUGAAACCGCCUACGAAUCUGGCGAGAAUGGCCACCGGAUCGCCUACGAUCCCAGAGACAUCAGCGAGAGCGAAGAACGGAGUAAACAACCCAAGCUGACCCUGAUGGAAGAGGUUCUAUUGCUGGGCCUGAAGGAUAAGCAGGGAUACCUGUCGUUCUGGAACGAUAAUAUCUCCUAUGCCUUGCGAGGAUGCAUAGUUAUUGAGCUGGCAUUCCGGGGCAGAAUCAGCAUGCAGAAAGAUUCCUCGAGGAGACGCUUCCCUCUCGCCGACCGACUCAUCGAGGUCAUAGAUGACACUCUCACCGGAGAAGUCUUGUUAGAUGAAGCUCUCAAAAUGAUGAAGACGAGUGAGAAGAUGAGCGUCAGUUCCUGGAUCGAUCUCAUGAGCGGCGAGACGUGGAAUCUCAUGAAGAUCGGUUACCAGUUAAAACAGGUUCGCGAAAGACUGGCCAAGGGCCUUGUGGACAAGGGCAUCCUCCGCACCGAGAAACGAAACUUCCUUCUCUUCGAUAUGGCCACCCACCCCGUGGUUGAUUCCGCCGCCAAAGACGAAAUCCGCAAGCGCGUACGGAACGUGUGCUCCAGCCGCACCGUCGUUCUGCCUCCUUCACAAUUCCUUCCCGCCGAACUCGAUUUCAGAAUGUUGAGAACAGUGAGCAUGGUCUGUGCGGCGUAUGCAGCCAAUGUGCUUGAGAAUGCGCUGGUGACCAUGAGCCACGAAGCAAGAGAGAGGGCUUUUGCCCAAGUAGACGAACUAUUGGCCGAAUAUUCACAAUGGCCUUUUGCGCGGAGGACUGGCGGACAACAGGGCAUCGGAGCGAACAUUGGCCAGGUGAUUGCCGAAGAGGUUGAGAAGAACAAAGACAAGGAGUUACAACUUGAGGUCGUUGCGGCGUGUUUGAGCGUUUUUACCAGGCUGGACUCUCUGCUGUAA
Molecule: messenger RNA, 1059 nt
Organism: Fonsecaea erecta
Lineage: Eukaryota; Fungi; Ascomycota; Eurotiomycetes; Chaetothyriales; Herpotrichiellaceae
Exons: 4
Coding region: 1-1059 (352 amino acids)
Biological process (GO): Golgi vesicle budding; Golgi organization; retrograde vesicle-mediated transport, Golgi to endoplasmic reticulum
Cellular component (GO): trans-Golgi network; Golgi cisterna; cytosol
Molecular function (GO): phosphatidylinositol-4-phosphate binding
Source: RefSeq, a predicted model, not a curated record